Molecule: messenger RNA, 1395 nt
Organism: Batrachochytrium dendrobatidis JAM81
Lineage: Eukaryota; Fungi; Chytridiomycota; Chytridiomycetes; Rhizophydiales
Exons: 4
Coding region: 1-1395 (464 amino acids)
Source: RefSeq, a predicted model, not a curated record
AUGAGCAGCGCUCAUAAAGCCUUUCAACCAGAACAUUGUGAUGAAUUGCUUAAACAGUUCAUGUCCUGUUUUCGUUUAUGUUCCACAGACCAAGCUCGAACACUAUCUGUCUCCAUUCUGCACAAGAUCUGUUUGCUUGCAGAAUCCGCUUCGGGUUGCCAAAUAUCCGACGACAAACUGUGGUCAAUAGCAGGUGAUGUUCAUCUUGGAGCACCACUCAAGCUAAAGUACAAAUCUAGAAACCGUAAUUUAAUCCUCAGCCAGCCUGAUUCAGAUCAAUCAUUCAUCUCGUCGAAUCAAUCCAAUUUGUAUUUAAAACCUCUUAUUAUGGUAGAAAUUAUUUUAAAUCCAUGGACGCCUGCCCAUAUCUUGCAAGAAACCUGGUCGAUGGCCUUGAAACUCUACAUGGCACAAACACAGCCAUUACUGCCCACUUUUAAAAUCCUGUUCAAAUCUUUGUUGCAGGAUCGAUUGAUUUCUGGAACAAAAUAUCAGUGUGUUUCAAACCAUUCUUCUGAUUUGGAAAAAUCUUUGGUGAAACUCCAUUUAGAUCGAUAUCAAGUAUUUUCUGGUCCAAUGGGUGUAUUAUCUGACAAAAGCUACAGAAAUGCGCUGCUGGACGAGAGUUUUUUGUCCAUCAGCCAUGCAGACUUGAUUGUGGUCGAGUUUAUGUAUCGAUUUCAUCCAAAUACAAUACUCAGUCGUGUAGCUGCCCGUCAUCUAUUGACUGAAUUUUCCACUUGUAUUUCCCAAUGCAAUUGGAUUGAAUCUGCAGACCAGCUUCAGCUGAAGCAAACCAUAUACAGCUUUUUUGAUAAAUUCAUGCCACAUGCUACAACUUCCGAACUAGUGGAAAUUAUUGCAGUCAUGAUGCUCUUUCCGCCAGAAUCAUUAAAAUUAGGACGCUUUAUAUCGCACCCAAUUUCGCAAUCAAAGACGUAUCAUUAUGCUCAACCUUCAAUAGUAGCCCAAAUAGUCGAGAUUCUUCAAGAAUGGAUUCUUUCACAACAUCUACAAAGUGGACAAGUAUGUCUUUGGAGUCUUCAUCCGUGGCUACUAGCAUCAUUGAGUUCAACCCACUCCAUUAUAUUUGAAGCAUAUGUCAAGCAUCUGAUUAAAUUGCUGGCGAACAUUCAACGAUUCAUAUCCGAUUCGUUUAUUGCUUCCAACCAAAAUGCGGACUGGGCUAGCGAGGCUGUUGACAUUCGUACAAAAUUGCUUCUUUUAUCGAAACUUGUAUCUGAUCCUUGUCGGCAGUAUCUUGCCCAGCAUAUCCAAUCAUUCACAGACGAUCUAGUAGAGAACCAAUCUGCUAGCAUACGCAAUUUCUGGAAGUUUUUUAUAGGUACAUUAUUCACUCAUAGUUUCAAUCACAAACAGGAUGGCAGCAUGUAA